AUGACUCGGCCCUACAUGGCUCGGCCCUACUUGACUCGGCCCUACAUGGCCCUACUUGACAUGACUCGGCCCUCGGCCCUAGCUCGGCCCUACUUGACUCGGCCCUACAUGGCUCGGCCCUACUUGGGCCCUACAUGGCUCGGCCCUCAUGGCCGGCCCUACAUGGCUCGGCCUACGGCUCGGCCCUACAUGGCUCGGCCCUACAUGGCUCGGCCCUACAUGACUCGGCCCUACAUGACUCGGCCCUACAUGGCUCGGCCCUACUUGACUCGGCCCUACAUGGCUCGGCCCUACUUGACUCGGCCCUACAUGGCUCGGCCCUACAUGGCUCGGCCCUACAUGGCUCGGCCCUACAUGGCUCGGCCCUACAUGGCUCGGCCCUACAUGGCUCGGCCCUACAUGGCUCGGCCCUACAUGGCUCGGCCCUACCUGGGUCUCCACACCUCUCUCUGCACAGACCGGCGUCCUGCUCCUUUCCUCCUCUAA
Molecule: messenger RNA, 486 nt
Organism: Knipowitschia caucasica
Lineage: Eukaryota; Metazoa; Chordata; Actinopteri; Gobiiformes; Gobiidae
Source: the annotation of a GenBank genome assembly